ACAGUUGUGAUUAACAUGUAAAAUAAAAUUAAAAAUAUAAUUUUUGCUCUGUCCCCUUUUGUACAGUGUAUUAAACAAACUUCAUUUCUAGGUUUCGGCGAAGGUCUAUAAUCCGUAUUGUUUCCCGAAAAUAGAAGUGUAGGAUAAUCAACCACUUUCUUCCUCAGUAAGAAACUAUGGAUAUGAGUGGAAUCUGGGACCAGCUUCAGGAUAUUGGUGGUGAUGCUGAUGUAGCCGAUUGGAGGACUGGGCUAGAUGAGGAUUCCAGACAGAGGAUUGUAAAUAAGAUAAUUAAGAUUAUGAUGCUUCGCGUGUAUAGAACGGAGACCUUGAAGAGGCAUCUUCCUUUCUCUGGAGAGGAGGGGCUGCGGGAAAUCAAGAAAAUAGCCAUAAGGUUCGAGGAAAAAACUUUUGCUAGUGCAAUAAGUCAGUCAGCAAUGUGUUCUUGCAGUCAGAUUACUUGAGAAAAAUAUCUUUGAAGAUGUUGUCAAUGGAGACAACACCGCGGAAUCCCACUGACAAUUCUACCCAGGUCAAUGCUGUAGGCAACACUAGCCAAAACACCCAUGAUCCAGGUAAUGGAGAUUCCAUGUAUAUACAACUAAAUAUUUGAUAUGUGAUUAUCUGGUCCUUUUGAAAUGAAUGGACAGUAUUCUCAUUGUUCUUUACUUUUAGCCAUGAUUCGUUGUUAGGAAAACUAGCACAUACUUGUGGCUUACGUUUGGUGUAUCAAAUUAGAUCAUAUAAAAAUUUAGUAUAAAAUUGUAAUGGAAAAUAAUUGGAAGAGGUUAUUAUGAUAGAUUAAUGUGGAUAAUAUUCAUUUCUUUUUCAUUCAA
Molecule: messenger RNA, 836 nt
Organism: Olea europaea var. sylvestris
Lineage: Eukaryota; Viridiplantae; Streptophyta; Magnoliopsida; Lamiales; Oleaceae
Product: mediator of RNA polymerase II transcription subunit 15a-like
Exons: 4
Coding region: 177-464 (95 amino acids)
Biological process (GO): regulation of DNA-templated transcription
Molecular function (GO): chromatin DNA binding; transcription coactivator activity
Source: RefSeq, a predicted model, not a curated record